This is a messenger RNA of Corticium candelabrum, 895 nucleotides long. RefSeq names its product dehydrodolichyl diphosphate synthase complex subunit Nus1-like. Gene Ontology annotation, cellular component: endoplasmic reticulum membrane; dehydrodolichyl diphosphate synthase complex. The record is from RefSeq and is a predicted model, not a curated record. The transcript is spliced from 5 exons. Gene Ontology annotation, molecular function: ditrans,polycis-polyprenyl diphosphate synthase [(2E,6E)-farnesyl diphosphate specific] activity. Bases 81 to 845 code for a protein of 254 amino acids. Lineage: Eukaryota; Metazoa; Porifera; Homoscleromorpha; Homosclerophorida; Plakinidae.
UCUGUAUUACGAAAUUGUGAGCGUCACAUGUCGUGAACAAAGGUCUCAUUGAUUGUGCGGCAAGCGAUCGAGACGAGGCGAUGCUGAAGAAAUAUACUCUAAUAUUCGUACAGUUUCUUCUCCAUUUAAAAGAUUGUCUUUCCUGCUGCUGGUUGCGUUGCAAAUCUCUAUUUCUGACGUCUUGUCGUCGCCCUCGCAGCCACAGAGACAUCAUUCGAGACUCGAAGCGCCUCAAAAAGUUACCACUGCACAUCAGCUUUGCAGUAACGGAAAACGAGAUCGACUACCGCGACCUGGCUUGUCUCAUCGUCUGGUCUGUGUCGCUGGGCAUCUCAUGUAUUAGUCUCUAUGACUACAGAGGCCUUAUAAAGGCUAACAGAGAAAGACUGAGGACGGAAGUUUAUCGAAAACAAGAGGUUGUGAUGGGAGAGGAGGCUGGCAAGUAUUCUAUUCAUUUCUAUGAUCCUUCAUGUUGUAGAGAGGGAAGGACAUGGUCGGGGGAGAAUGGUGAGGUGGUUGUGUGUCUGUUGUGUGUGGACGAUGGCAGGCAGGCAGUGAGUGAGGCUGCUAGGAGGGUCUGCAGUUCAGUGCAGAGUCGGAGGUUGUGUCUUGAGGAGUUCACUGCGACUGAUUUGGAGAGAGAGAUGGCACUAGCUGCACAUGGGAUAGUCGAUCCUGAUAUGAUGGUUCAACUUGGACCCGCGAGUUGUCUGAUUGGCUAUCCACCCUGGCUUCUUAGACUAACAGAAAUACGGUCUCUUUACACUCAUCACAACGUAAACUACAAGUCAUUCUUAGCAACUAUAGAAACAUUUGCAAACUGUGAACGGAGACUAGGUAAAUGAUUAUUGAGCGGUUUAUGCUCCGGUUUGUUAGGGCAAUGAACUGCCUGGUG